Molecule: messenger RNA, 2880 nt
Organism: Selaginella moellendorffii
Lineage: Eukaryota; Viridiplantae; Streptophyta; Lycopodiopsida; Selaginellales; Selaginellaceae
Product: ENHANCER OF AG-4 protein 2-like
Exons: 8
Coding region: 25-2715 (896 amino acids)
Biological process (GO): regulation of transcription by RNA polymerase II
Cellular component (GO): nucleus
Molecular function (GO): transcription coregulator activity; double-stranded DNA binding
Source: RefSeq, a predicted model, not a curated record
CAAAGGCUAGGGUUCUUAGUUGCUAUGGCUCCCGGUCGGAGGAAAUCGGCGUCGGCAGGGGCACCAGCAGGUCCCAGGAAGGCCUGGAAUGUUGGCGAUUUGGUUCUGGCGAAGGUGAAGGGCUAUCCGGCAUGGCCAGCAAAGGUGAGCACACCGGAGAAGCACAAGAUGAGUCCCAAGUCCUCGAAAGUUUUCGUGGAGUAUUUUGGAACGAACGACCUUGGCUUCGUCCAGAGAAAAGAAGUCUCGGAGUUUACACCUGCGGCUCGGGCCAUCAUCGUCGAGAAGGCCAAGUCUGCGCACAAAUCUUUCAAGGCUGCGGUCAAAGGGAUCUGUGACUAUGUCGACAGUUUCAAGGAAAAGCUGAUAGAUGGAGGAAAAGCGGCUAAGGAGCUCGCGGAAGCUGUUUCGAGCGAAGACCAUCAGUCAGGUAGUGGCACUGAUUCUCCGGCCAGGAAUGUAGAUGGUGGGGAUUCGAUGGGAGUUGUGAGCAGGGAUAGUGAAGCUGGUCCGGCGGCAGCAGUUUCUUCUGGCGGCGAUACAACGGACCGAGGUGAAGUUGUAGACGAGCAGGAGUUUGGGAGGAAACACGACGAAACGGCUGAUGGAAACUCUGCGAAACCGCUGGGUGAGGAGGAAAGGCUGGAUCCUUUGAACAGCUUUGCAAGCGCUGCGUGCUUGGUGCUGGAUAAGCUAACUGCCGAGGCAGAUAACUCAAGGUGUCUGUCCGUGGAGGAUAAUGCCGAAAGAAAAGUAAAGACGGUGUCAGAGCAGAUCGAGAAAGCUGAAGAUGCCGUGGACAAAGAUGAAAAGAUGGAAACUAGGCAAGGAUUUGAAGCUGCGAGGGACAGAAUACAUGAAGAGGGGGAUGAAAGAGAAAUAUUUGAAGCUGAGAGAGAGAAUGCCACCGAGAAGCUGGAUGAGAGAGAAGGAUCUGAAGCUAAAGCUGAAAAGGAAAAUGUCACGAGGGAGCUGGAUGGCGGAGAACGCUUCGGAGCAGAGACAGAGAAUGUGACAGCGGGAAAUGAGAAUCUGGAUGACAGAGAAGGCGUUGGCCUGAACAAUCCCGAGUCGGAACCAGAUGCAGGAGUCUCUCCUCUUGCUAUUGUGGUGGAAGCGAAGAUCCUGAAAACAUACGAGAGGAGGAAGAGGGCGGUAAAAAGUGGUGAAAAAUCAGAAAAGAAACAAGAUGGUGGGAAAGAAUAUAAGGACGACAAAGGACAGCCAAGUGGCGAAUCUUUGAAAGCGCAUACAAAACUUGACACGAAGAACACUGAGAAGCUGGAGAAGAAACUGUUGAAGAAAUCGAAGGCGGAUGUUUCCGAUGGGAAGAAUUCUAAAAAUGAGAAGCUUAGGCGUACUGAUUCGGAUGCUACAAAGAAACGGAAGGUCGACUCUGAAGAUGAUGUGAAGAGAAGGGAUAAACACAGGGACAGGAAGGACGAAACUUUGCCACCGUCCAAGCGGCAGAAGUUUUUGAGAGUGGACCGUGAAGACUUCGAUUCCCUGGACAAGAGGGUGAAAGGAGAAAGAGAGAGCCAAACGAAAGCCGUCCAGACGACGACGAAGACUGUGACUGUGUUAGCGAAGGAACUGCCUGAGCUUUCUCCGGUUUCUGCCGCAGCACCUCCGAAGCUCUUUGAGGAAGAUACCAACAAAGUUCGUGCGGCUUAUGAAGCUGCAAAGGAGAUGAAGCAGCGGUUAGCUCAGAAAGAUGAGACGUCCUCCGCAUCUAUGAAGUUCCUAAAAGCUGCAGCUCAGGCGAAGCAGAGAAUAGAAACGACCUCCACAACCUCAAACCGCGAGUCGCCACUCUUUAUGCGGCCCAACUCUGAUAAGUACCAUAAGGCCAGUCCAUCUCAACGCCGAAGUAGUGGCGAGAAGCACAUUCAGCUCAGGACCAAAGGCGUCGACAAGCUGGAAACCUUUCGAGGCAUGUUGGAAACUCUCACACGGUCGAAAGAGAGCAUCUCCAAGGCAACCCGCUUUGCUAUGGAGUGUGCGAAUAAAGGCCUCGGGAAAAAGGUGAUGGACGUAAUCAUGCGCAAGCUUAAGAACGAGCGGGAUCACAAAAAGCGGGUGGAUGUCUUAUUCCUGGUAGACUCCUUGACGCAAUACUAUCAUCAGAAAGGAACAUCCGGCCGCGGCUAUGCCCACAUUGUGGAGGCGUGCUUGGUUCGCUUUCUGUCGGCAGUAGCGCCCCCAAACAGUCCAUCGGAGAACCGUCAGCAAUGUGUCAAGGUGGUGAGUCUCUGGCUCAAGAGGGAUAUCAUGCAAGAAUCGCUGCUGAAAGACACCAUGGCGAAGCUGGAAGCAGGACUAAACACAACGCAGCGGCAGUACCAGCGGCAAGACCGCGCGAUCGACGAUCCAUUACGUGGUCUAGACGACAUGCUAGUCGAUGAAUAUGGGAGCAACACGAGCUUCCAGUUGCCAGGCCUCCUCGUUCGUCAAGUCGACGAAGAUGAUGAUCUGCGAAGAGACAGAGGCGCAAGAGCUCCAGUGGUCAUGGAGGACGUGGACGGGGAAUUGGAGAUGGAGGACGUUUCUCCCCGGGCCGAGAAUCACUCGCGAGACGACAAUAACAGUAGCAGCUCUUCGUUGACGAGGCACGAGGAUGGACAGGAAGAUUAUAAUCGAGGUCCACUGCCACCAUCGUCGCCGCCGCCACCGCUACCGCCGCCGCCACCGCCAAGCCCGCCAUUCCACCUAUGAUCGGGUCAGUCAAUUCUCAUCCAUAUUCUUCAUUGUACGUAUCUCUGGUGUGUGCCUACACAUUUUUAUAUUGAUCGACACUGCUAACCCCGCAAGUAAAAUUCAUCAUACUAAGAAACCAUUGUUUUCUCGUUUGAUAAAGGUAAAGGUGAAGGUUUCAUGGCU